UCAUACUCGUAAUUAAUUAUGUCACUUUGUGAAGUAAUGCACAUAUAAAUAGACACAGAUAAGACUUAUUUGUUUUGGUACAAACGAAAAAACUGAUAAGAAGACAAAAUCGUGGUCAGAAACAUCGAUAAAUCAGUCAAAAUGUUGCCACUGAGAACUGUCAAUCGAAGAGUAACAAAUUUUGUUAAAUUUAAAUCUACAGCCAGUUUUAAAGAUGUCGCCAUACCUGGAGUAACCCUUCCUGAAUACAUAUUCACCGAGUGUGAAAAAUAUGGAAGUCUUACGGCCAUAAAAUGUGGUCUCACUGGAAGAAAAUACACCUACAGUGAAAUUAUAGCUGACUCUGUCAAACUUAGUAAAAGUCUUCGCCGGAACCUAAAGUUGAACGAAAGGGAUGUUGUGGCCUUAUUUUUACCAAAUCUGCCUGAGUACCCUAUAGCGAUAUUGGGGAUUUUACACGCCGGUUUGCUAGUUACCACAAUCAACCACUCCUACACCAGUGACGAAAUUUAUCGCCAAUUAAGCGACUCGUUAGCAAAAGUUUUAAUCACCACGCCUGAUUUAUUACCCACAGUUAACACUCAUAAAUUUGACUACACGUUACCAGUUGUAACAAUAAAGACACGUCAAAACCAAUCGAUUUGCAACACAAUCGACUUUCGCGAAUUCGUAGACAAAGGUCAAGAGUUGUCAGAAGUCCCAAACAAGACGAUAAGUGAUGACGUGGCAUUUUUACCAUAUUCCAGCGGUACCACCGGACUACCAAAGGGAGUGCAGCUCACCCAUCGCAACGUAGUAGCAAACCUGUGCCAAAUGCCAGAAGUCCAGAUUUUUGAACCAGCAACCACAAACCACCAAGACGUGGUACCAGGAGUGGCACCCAUGGCCCACAUUUUCGGGUUUUUCAUGAACACGUUCCUGGUGCUUGCAAACGGGGGUCAGAUUGUAACCCUCCCUAAGUUUACCCCGCACGAGUACUUAGAGCUACUCAAAACACACAAAGUCACCGCUUUACUUGCAGCCCCUCCCACAAUUUUGUUCUUAACCCAAAAUUCCAUGGUCAAAAAGACGGACUUGGGGGCAGUCAGAACCGUCUUCUCUGGAGGGGCACACCUAAGUACCAUCGACCAAGACAAGUUCGUCGAAAAGAUGGGAACCCACAUGUGUGUACUUCAAGGUUAUGGGUUGACGGAGACUUUGUCGGUGACGGCAAAUUCGCCCCAGUUUAGCGUCAAAGGGUCAAUUGGGAGACCCCUUCCCAACACUCUGGUUAAAAUAGUGAACCCUGAAGGACACUCUUUGGGUGCUAACUCUUCCGGAGAACUACUAAUCAAGGGACCGCAAGUGAUGCGAGGGUACUUGAAUCGUCCAGAGGAAACCCAGAAGGUGUUGGUUGAUGGGUGGUUUAGGACCGGUGAUGUGGGACACUAUGACGACGACGGGUUCUUUUUUAUCACUGAUCGGUUCAAAGAACUGAUUAAAGUGAAAGGGUUUUCAGUAGCUCCGGCUGAACUUGAAGAGGUUAUUAAGCGUUUUGGGGGUGUAGAAGACGCUGCUGUGAUUGGAGUUUCGAGUUCUAGGUACGGGGAGAUUCCAAGGGCUUAUGUUGUGUUGAAGGACAAACGGGUGGAUGUUGAGGGUUUGGAGAAGUAUGUGAAAGGGCAAGUUGCUGAGUAUAAACAAUUGAGGGGCGGUGUGGAGGUGGUGGACGUCAUUCCGAAGAGUUCUUCUGGGAAGAUUCUAAGGAGGGAGCUGAAAAAUGAGUAUGAAAAGAAGUGUACAGGGAGUGGGAAAUAAAGGGAAUUUUGUAAUCAA
Messenger RNA from Zophobas morio, 1815 nucleotides. RefSeq lists its product as uncharacterized. Bases 142 to 1797 code for a protein of 551 amino acids. Gene Ontology annotation, cellular component: mitochondrion. The transcript is spliced from 5 exons. Lineage: Eukaryota; Metazoa; Arthropoda; Insecta; Coleoptera; Tenebrionidae. Gene Ontology annotation, biological process: long-chain fatty acid metabolic process; fatty-acyl-CoA biosynthetic process. The record is from RefSeq and is a predicted model, not a curated record. Gene Ontology annotation, molecular function: long-chain fatty acid-CoA ligase activity.